Molecule: messenger RNA, 848 nt
Organism: Paramecium sonneborni
Lineage: Eukaryota; Ciliophora; Oligohymenophorea; Peniculida; Parameciidae
Source: the annotation of a GenBank genome assembly
AUGUCUCUCUAAGAAAUAGAUGUUUAACCUGAUCAACAAUAUAUUGAUUAACUUAAAAUCAAAGUUAAAAUCUAAGAAAUUCAGGAAACAGCACUCCUUAUACAUCUUUCCACUAUUUCAUUACCUAUUUUAUUAAGCAAAUUUUUUGUAAUGUUUUUCUAUUUAAACAGACUCUAGAUUUUAUCAAAUCAUAAAUAAGACUAAGUUUAAUCAUCAUUUACAUUUUUAUAUUGAUUUCCGUCUAAUUUUGCACAGAAUCUAUCUCAAAUGUAUACUUUUAUUAAUAUACAAUUAUUUAUAGAAACCUCUAAAGUAUGUUAUCUUUUAUAUUCAUUUGAUCACAAAAGUUUAUAUCAUAUUUUGUCUGUGUAAAAUCAAAAUUUUUGAGGUACUUUAUUAAUAUUAUUUAGUCAUUCUUAAUUGUUAUGAGUAUAGCCUAUUUAAGUAUUUAUUGUUUUCUAAAGACCAGAGACAUUAUUAAAGGACAUAAUGAUUUGUUAGUAAAAUACUAUCGUGUUCAUAUUGUAACAAUCAGUUUUUUAACAACUUUCUUAUUAGUUUAGGAAUUAUAUUACAAAUGGUAUGUAAUUCCAAUCUAUUGGUUAUUUAUGAUACUUUAUAUGAUGUUUGUUUUGUUAAAUUUACAAUUGGUAGAACAUAGAGAAUAUCUUUGGUAAAAUAAUGAUAUUUACACUACUUCUGUAUUGAUUGAUAGUGAUUUAAUUGCUCCAGCUAAUUUGCUGAAAUUAUAAAAUUAAAUCAAACGAACUGACAAUCAUUAAGAAGUUUAAAAAUAAGAAGUAAUAGAAGAUUCUGAAAUUGAGGAACUUGAAUAAUCAGAAAUAUGA